AGCCAUCUUUCAUCAUUGAUUCUUUCUUUCCCACGCCCCCUAUUUUCUUCGAUUUUGCUCCUAUAAUAUCAUGGCCGCUAAUAUUAAUGCAGCUCCUCCGUCUGCGGGUAAGCCUGCCCUCUUCGGCAAGGAAGACCGCAAUACACCGCUAGACAGAGGCCUUCGCUGCUUCCCGGAACACUACGAGAGAAACUACAAGGUACUUCUAAUUCUCGAGGAGACAUUUUAGUUUUUGAAGAUCAUGUUUUUGAAGAUCAUAUUUUCCUUUUCAGCAAGAACUACGAUGUUAGAUUAUUGAGCACAAGAAAUAUUAUCUCUCCUCGCUUCGUCCUGUUGCAUUCUAAUUAAGUUCUGGACGUACGCCUCGUGCUAGGUAAAUGAAUCGGUGAAUGAAUGAAUUAAACAAAAAACCUUCACCAACACGACACAUCUUCACGACAGGGCAACGACUUAUCGAAAAUUGAGGAGCGAAAUCGACGCGGUUCUACUGUCGCAACUGCCGAUGCGCACGCUCGUGUCUUCUCUUCCCAAUGGACACAGAGGCAUGACAUCGAGAAUGCUGAUCUCCCAAAACUCACGGCACAAAGUGCAGCGAAAACCAAGUCUGUGAUGAACGCCUAUAGAAACGAAUCGAUCGACGGUUUAUUGCAUGAUGGACAUCAUGAUUAUACCGCUGAAACGAGUAGAGACGCGCCCACUGGGUCUACCUCGAAUGCUGGAAAGAGCGCGACUGGUGGAAGCGGGAAUUCAAGAAUUACUGCUGGAACAUGUACUAGUUUUUCAGUAGAAGCUUAAGUUAUUUUGUUUUGCUGGCUUUUUAAAAAACGAAAAAAAAAGAAUGUAGAUGAUAACGAUAAGAUUGUAUAAUACAAGAUUGAUAGGAAGAUGUAGAUGAUAACUCCAAGAUAGGAAAGCCUAUAAUACUAUUAUAGGCUUUCCUAUCUUGGAGUUCGUAUCGUUAAUAUUAAGAAAUGUAGCCAACAACUGCUACAACUCCUACUUCCAACUUACCAUAGACAUGAUCCAGAUACAACUCCUACCAAACUACAGUGACGGCCCUCGAAGCUCUUCCUGUCUACGAAACUGAUGUCCCCGUGAUGAGAUACGAUCAGUUGUACAGUCUCAGCCAGGGUUCUCUGCUGAGACACGCCACGCACCUUCACGACACAUUGUCGACAGUUGGCAUUGACGUGGUCCUCCCGAAAUGCAGAGGCGUCGAAGACUUAACUCGUUGGGUCCUGGCGACGCAAGUUCAUUUGAUGUUGGGACUGUAUCUGCAUCCGGUUCAUGACGCGCAUAUGAUGGAUCACGCAGCAGGCUCGGAUCAUGAAGAUGAUCUUCGUUCUAGACGAGAUGUAGAUGAACGAGAAGUACUAGGACCUGCUGAAGAUGGAGAUAGGGAUGGUACGACUAGGGGUUACGAAACUGACCGAACUUCGGAAAUUGAGUCCUCGCCUUACGUUAAGCAGACCCUCGAUAUGGACGGGAACUACCGUUUGCGUUUUGGGGCUGAAAAUACCGGUUUGUUCCAUUAUGAUAAGUCUUACGCAGGUCCCGAGCCACCGCAACGAGCAGGAGGAGGUAGCCUAUCGUUUCGACCGAGUAAGAGAACGGAGAGCAGAGGAUCGAAUGCUCAAGCUGCUCAAGCUCAAGGUCAAGACAAUUCGAAUAUCAUGGGAAAACGUUCAACCUUAGCCCUCGAGGUUCAUUUUCGAGGACACCCUGGCCACGUGAUGCCGCGUAGAGGCAGUCGACGUAUUAUUACGGGUGAUCAGGACAGACAUUGCAUUCUCUACUACCAUCCUUGACUUUUUUUCCAGUAUUGAGAGGUUCUUGGAAGUUGGCCUAUCUUAAUAAUCUCUUAAGAGCAUCUUUAAUUAUUAAAGAUGCUUUGGUUACCCCAAGAGUGGGUACAUCAAUCAAUCAAUCGCAUCUUUAUGGCUUCUUCAAGUAGGAAAGCCAUAGAUAUGCGAGCUAGAGACGGCAACUUUCAACCCCUAAAGUACUUAGGAAAAGGGUGGUCGUCAGGGAUCACCUUCGGAAGAAUGCAAAAAUGUCGCAGCUGCCUCUAAUACUAGUGAAUUAGCGGCAAAGCUCAUGGCUGAGGAAAAGUCUAACCGCCACAUGCAUUUGCAGGUUGGGUCUCUGCACAAACCGAUCGACGAAACGUUAGACGAUGACCAUGAGAUGAAGGAAAUGGCUCUCUUACUGCGAAAGCUUGGUGCUCCCAAUGCCAUGAUCGCCACUGAGCUGCGGAAACCAACCAAGCCUUUUGUGGAUGAACACAGACGGCAUCUAGAGGCGGAUCUGAGACAGAAUGAGAACUACGUCGUAACCCAUGGAGGAUCUUCGCCAAAGUUAAGGGUUCUUACCACAUGAUGAUUGCAUUCUUCACUAGUACCAUGAUUCUUGACUUUAUUUUUACCAGUAGGAACAAAAGGGUCCUCGUCAAGGAAGAUGACCUAGAGGACCUUCUGGAGUAGAAUGCUAAAAAUGCAACAAAAAUGUCCAUGUCGCUGUCGCAAAAUAGCGUACCUCUAACAAAGACGUACUUCCAAUCGUCUACUUCGAAAUUGGCUUUUACGCAACACGGACCGCACGCAAGUCAUGUCAAGAUCAUCCGCGAUCCGAACAAGCAGUAUAUGAACGACGAUCCCAGGCAAAUGCAGCUGCAUGGCAGGCUGAUCCGCCGUGAAGACAAUCAACGCGGAAAAGCCCACGUGGACACGAGAGCGCACGCUUUCGACCGAUAUGCCGGAAAUAGGAAGAGCAAUCAGAACGAUAGCUUUAUUAUUUUUAAGGCUACCCUACAAUAAAUGCAUCUUGAUUCGAUUGUUCAGACGAGGCAUCUUGUUCAGAGGCAUCAAUCUUGGUCCAGAUGUUUUUAAAGGGAAAAGGAGGCCCAAGAAGAUGCUGCUCAAAAUGGGAGACUUCUCUUGGUUCUAAUAUUUCAGGGAAGUUGGCGCAUCACGUGACGAAAAAAGAGAUGCAAGGCGGUGACGGAGCGGCUGGAGUGACGACGGACACUAGGGAAGAACACGAAAAAAAAGCGGGAAGACAUCAUUUCAAUCAUUCGCCGUUGAAUCCGUGCAGACAAGCUUCCUCGCAUUUUACAGGUCCUAUAAUUUUUUGAUUUGAUGAUUAUAUUUUUGCUUUGUGAAGAUUCUUGAAACUUUCUUGAUAACCACCUUUCUUCAUCUAAGUAGAUGAGUUGAGAUUUUCGUUUACCGCCGCACCACCGUGCUUCAUCACCUACUACGACCAGCAUGUCGUGCAUAUUAAAUGCUUACUGCUCACCUAGAAAUCCUAAAUGUUUUCUUCUUUUUACCUUUAGGCUAUCCCUUCCUGCAAUAUCAUGUAUAAGUAGAUACAUCACAUAUUAGAUGCAGAUGACUCCUUCACGACUUCUUCACUUCUUGACUCUUCAUCCACGAAUAUGAUACCUAGGUUCCGGCUUCGACCGUUCUAAGGAUUUCGAAGAUGAAUACAGAAAGGAAUACGCAACUAUGAUGGGAGGAAGGCGCCACGUGGAGCCCUUCAACCAGGACCCUUCGCGCGUGAGGACUCCAGAGAGACGACAUAUCUCUCCUCCUACGCAGCGGAUCGGACUGGACUUCUCUCUUCCGCCUACCGUGGAUCCAGGCUGCGCCAUC
This is a messenger RNA of Amoebophrya sp. A25, 3653 nucleotides long. NCBI's taxonomy places the organism in Eukaryota, Dinophyceae, Syndiniales, Amoebophryaceae. The record is from the annotation of a GenBank genome assembly.